GUCAUUGGCUGCCUAUUAGAAAAACUACAGGACAAUGCAUACCACCGAUGCCGACUGUAAACAUAGGGGAUAUGUGUUCACUUAGCAUGGACUUCUGGGAGGGGCUAAGGAAGGGCGGUCUGGAGUUUUAUUGAAUAGAGCAGUGUGUAUUAGGCUGCCUGCCUGCCUGCACUCUUGCUGUGCUUCUGCUUAAAGAAAUCAGUCCUUGCUUUCUGACUUAGUCCCUGGGAAGAAGUUUCAGCCUGAGAGAUCCAGAUAUUAUCUGGUCUCCCUAAAUCUGAACCCAUACCAUGGACGAUUUUGAACGUCGCAGAGAACUUAGGAGGCAAAAGCGGGAAGAGAUGCGUCUGGAAGCAGAAAGAAUCGCCUACCAGCGGAACGACGAUGAUGAGGAAGAGGCCGCCCGGGAACGGCGCCGCCGUGCCCGGCAGGAAAGGCUGCGGCAGAAGCAAGAGGAAGAAUCCUUGGGACAGGUGACUGACCAAGUGGAGGUCAAUACCCAGAACAGUGUGCCCGACGAGGAGGUCAAGACGACCACCACAGACACUCAGGUGGAGGCCGACGAUGAGGCUGCACUCCUGGAGCGCCUGGCCCGGCGGGAGGAAAGACGCCAGAAACGCCUCCAGGAAGCACUGGAGCGCCAAAAGGAUUCUGACCCAACAAUAGCAGAUGCAAGUUUGUUGCUACCCAGCAGAAGAAUGCAAAACAACACAGCAGAAAAUGAAAUGGCAGAGAAGGAAGAAAAAAGCGAAAGUCGCCGGGAAAGAUACGAGAUAGAGGAAACAGAAAUAGUCACCAAGUCCCACCAGAAGAAUGAUUGGAUGGAUGCUGAAGAGAAAAAGGAAGAAGAAAAAGAAAAGGAGGAAGAAGAAGAGGAAGAGGAGAAGCCAAAGCAAGGGAGCAUUGAAGAAAAUCAGGUAGAGGUGGUGGCAGAAGAGAAAGCAGCAGAAACCCAGGAGGAAACAGUAAUGUCAUUGAAAAAUGGGCAGAUCGGUACAGAUGAGCCUAAGACAGAAGAGGAGAGGGAAAAAGGCUCACAUGAGAUUCCCCAUAAUGAAAAGAUGGAACAGGAAGCAAGGGAAAGAGCUGAGGCAGAAAGGGCCAGGUUGGAAGCAGAAGAAAGAGAGAGAAUUAAAGUCGAGCAAGAACAAAAAAUAGCAGAGGAGAAAGCGAGAAAGGAAGCAGAAGAAAAAGCAGCUGCACAAGAGAGAGAAAGACAGGAGGCAAAGGAGAGGGAAAGGAUUAAGGAGGAGGAGAGAAGGGCAGCAGAGGAGAGGCAGAGGGCAAAGGCAGAGGAAGAAGAGAGAGCUAAGAUAGAAGAGCAAAAACGUAAGAAGCAACUAGAAGAGAAAAAAAGGGAAAUGCAAGAGAAAAAGAUAAAAGGGGAAAAGGUAGAGGAGAAAACAGAAGGGAAGUGGGUCAAUGAAAAGAAAGUACAAGAAGAUAAACUUCAGACAGCUGUCCAAAAGAAACAGGAAGAAGAAAGGGGGGCUAAAAUGCAAGCUAAAAGAGGAAAGUCCCAAGAAGACAAGCCUACCUUCAAAAAAGAAGAGAUCAAAGAUGAGAAGACUAAAAGGGACAAAGAAAGCAAAGAAGUUAAGAGCUUCUUGGAUGGAAAGAAGGGAUUUACAGAAAUGAAGUCGCAGAAUGGAGAAUUCAUGACCCACAAACUUAAACACACUGAGAAUACUUUCAGCCGCCCUGGAGGGAGGGCCAGCGAGGCCAAGGAGGCUGAAGGUGCUUCCCAAGUGGAAGCCGGCAAGCGGCUGGAGGAGCUGCGCCGCCGCCGCGGGGAAACUGAAAGCGAGGAGUUCGAGAAGCUCAAGCAGAAGCAGCAGGAGGCGGCCUUGGAGCUGGAGGAGCUGAAGAAGAAGAGGGAGGAGCGAAGGAAGGUCCUGGAGGAGGAGGGGCAGAGGAGGAAGCAGGAGGAAGCCGAGCGGAGAGUCAGAGAGGAGGAAGAGAAGAGGAGGCUAAAGGAAGAGAUUGAAAGGCGAAGGGCAGAAGCUGCUGAGAAACGCCAAAAGAUGCCAGAAGAUGGCUUAUCAGAUGACAAGAAGCCCUUCAAGUGUUUCACUCCUAAAGGUUCAUCUCUCAAGAUAGAAGAGCGAGCAGAAUUUUUGAAUAAAUCUGUGCAGAAAAGCAGUGGUGUUAAAUCAACUCAUCAAGCAGCAGUAGUCUCCAAGAUUGACAGCAGACUGGAGCAAUACACCAGUGCAAUUGAGGGAACAAAAACUGCAAAACCUACGAAGCCAGCAGCCUCGGACCUUCCUGUUCCUGCCGAAGGUGUCCGCAACAUCAAGAGCAUGUGGGAGAAAGGCAAUGUGUUCUCAUCACCCACUGCAUCAGGCACGCCAAAUAAGGAAACAGCUGGCUUAAAGGUGGGGGUCUCCAGCCGCAUCAAUGAAUGGCUUACCAAAACCCCAGAUGGAAACAAGUCACCUGCUCCCAAACCUUCUGAUUUGAGGCCAGGAGACGUAUCUGGCAAGCGGAACCUCUGGGAAAAGCAAUCUGUGGACAAGGUCACUUCCCCCACUAAGCAGGUCUGAGACAGUUCAAGAAAGAACCCAAAGUAGCCGCUCAAGAUGCCGGACCAGCUCAGUUGAAGAGGGCUCAUUUGCUCUGUGUUAUAUUUAUGUUGAUUUACUAAAUUGGGUUCAUUUUCUUUUGUUUUGUUUUUCAUUAUCCCAGUAAACCCAUGUAUAUUAUCACUAUAUUUAAUAAUCACGGUCUAGAGAUGUUCAUGGUAAAAGUAUUGCCUUUGCACAGGAGCCUGUUUCUAAAGAAACCCAUGCUGUGAAAUAGAGACUUUUCUACUGAUCAUCAUAACUCUGUGUCUGAACAGUGAUAGUAACCACAUCGGAAGUCAACAAAAGGAGAUUCAAGUUGAAAAUUGCCUGAGGAAUGUGUGCAGUAUCCAGAAAAAUGAACCAUAGUGUUUUUUUUGUUUUUUUGUUUUUUAAAUACAGAAAUCAUGUUGUUUCUGCACUUUAGAAUAAAGCAUGGAAGAAAUUAUCUUAGUAGGCAAUUAUAACACUUUGUGAAAGUCACCCACUUCAGAUUUUAGAUACUACAAUAAUGAUUGUCUUUAAAAAAAAAAAAGAUGUACUGUUAAGGUAUUACUUUUUUCAUGCUGAUGAAUAUCUAAAUUGGAUUUUGAUGUUAGCUGACAGUGGUACUGAUUUCUUUAGGUUGGUUGCUUUGUGGAUUUCUUUGGUAGUGAUAGUGAACCACAUUUUAGAUGACGUGAUCAUGUAUGUAUGUGCAUACACAUAUACAAACACACUAAUGGUAGAAAGCUUUUUUAUGUGCUAGGCUAUUAUAUUUAGCAGUAUGUCCCUGUAACUAGCCAAUAUCACUGCUUUUUAAAAAUUAAAAAUCACAAUAUUAUAUUAAUAUUUGCCAAUAGAAACAUGGCAGAAUAGGUAUCGAUAUGUUUCCAAUGCCCAAUAACCUAUAAGAAAGAGAUUAGAAAUGUCAAAAUGAAUUGACAUUUUCUAUAAAGCAUAGUAUUUAGUUUAUAAUUAAAAGCAGUCUUGAAGUCCAGUGUGAAUUGUACUAAAUCUCAAAGCUUGCUCCAAACUUCAUUCUUAAGAAUCAAGUUCACAAUCGGUUGGCUUAGAUGAUGUCUGAGGUCUCUUCCUUCUCUAAAAUUUAAACACGAGAAUUUUAGUGACAAAGUUGUACAGAUUGGAAUUCCAUGAAUAGGUGUACUACGACCAACUUUGGGUAAUCUCUGGAAGCAGAAAAGUAAGCAAAAGCCAAUAUUUAGGAGUCAUGACAGUACUUCCAUCUUUAACUUACCGAAACAUCUUUUUAGUUUACUUUUCUACCUUUAUUAGUCAUUGGCACUUGCCAUAAGUUGAUAAUGUGUUGAACUUUCAAAAAAUAUAUGUAAUUUUUAUUAGUUUUACCUUUUUCCCUAAGAGUCUAUCAACUCGUCAUUUGUACACACCCAAUCCAGGUAUCAGAUCUUAUUUUAGCUAAUAAGCGUUCAUCUAUUCUUCACAAUAGAUGAUAAAAGAGUACUCCAGUGUCUUGGCAAUAUGUUCUAGCAUAGAGAUAUACAUAUAGUGUAGUUCUAUAAACGUAUACCUCAUGACUUACCAAAAUUGUCUUAGUCUCAAUUCCUACACAACGAGGGAGCCUCCCAAAUGACUCUUUUCUAAUCCACAGUGUUCCCCUGGGAGAGCUAGCCAGGGUAGGGCUGGCAUGAGGAGUGACCAGUGCCUUCCAAAGUCCAUUUUCCUCAUAAAUCAGUAGAGUUGUUGAAUCCUCUAGCUUUUAGCACAUCUGGGCCAAAGAAAGUAAAGCCAGCAAUAUUGCAUAAGUCACCCAUCCAUGACAGAGUAGACAUGAGUCUAUGAUAAGAUGAACUAGAAUUUACAUGCAGUGCCUGAGUUGGCAUUGCCUGCCAGCAUUCGAGUGAAAUGGAUCAAAGUUUGAAUUAAGUCCUAUGGCAAGAUAACAUUUCUUUGUUGUACUUUUGAAUAAGAGCCUCUCCUGAUCACUAUUAUAUGUUUUUUUCUAGAAAGUCUAAAUUUAAGAAGAGAAUAUAUCGAUCGAUCCUGACUUUUAUUCCAAUAUUUGGAUGGAAUAAGUUUUAGGGUAGAAUUUUGUUCAGUUUGGAUUUAAUUUCUUGAAAAAUUCCUUGUUUACUUGUUUGAUUACAAUUCUCUCUGUUAUCUUUUUAAGAAGUAAAACUUCAAGGUGACUAGCAUGUUCUGUGAAUCUGCCAUUCCUAAAAAUUUUAUAAACACGAUAUUUUUCACUGAUAAUUGAUCGCUGCAAUAAAUAUAUAUUGUGAAAAUGCAUCCACAAUAAAUGGAAUUCCUCCAAA
Lagenorhynchus albirostris (white-beaked dolphin) is the source of this 4837-nucleotide messenger RNA. RefSeq names its product caldesmon 1 (gene CALD1). The record is from RefSeq and is a predicted model, not a curated record. Gene Ontology annotation, cellular component: actin cytoskeleton. The transcript is spliced from 14 exons. NCBI's taxonomy places the organism in Eukaryota, Metazoa, Chordata, Mammalia, Artiodactyla, Delphinidae. Gene Ontology annotation, molecular function: actin binding; calmodulin binding; myosin binding. Gene Ontology annotation, biological process: muscle contraction; angiogenesis; actin filament bundle assembly. The coding region runs from base 291 to 2546 and encodes 751 amino acids.